AUGAGCCAGCUAGGGAGACCAACUUCAGGCCAAAGAAGAUUGAAAGAUCUUUUGAUUCAACGCGAUAACCGUGUUUGUGCAGACUGUGGUGCUCCAGAUCCAAAAUGGGCGUCUGUAAACAUUGGAGUAUUUAUUUGCUUAAAGUGUUGCGGUGCGCAUAGAAGCCUUGGUACACAUAUUUCGAAGGUUUUGUCUGUGACUUUAGAUGAAUGGUCUGAUGAUGAAAUUGAUGCACUGAUUGAGGUUGGAGGAAAUGCUUCCGCUAAUUCAAUUUAUGAGGCUUACCUUCCUGAAGGAGUCUCGAAACCUCGACCAGAUGCUAGCCAUGAAGAGCGUUCAAAAUUUAUCAGGUCCAAGUACGAGCUUCAAGAAUUCUUGAAACCUAGCCUACGUAUUACAUCAGCUUCUAAAAAGGGCUCUUUGCAAGCAAGUUUGUCUAAGAAGAUUAUGAAUAAUUUUCAAAGUUCAAGUUCGUCAUCGCAGCAAUCAGAAGGCAUGGUGGAAUUUAUUGGAAUGUUGAAGAUCACAAUAAUCAAAGGCACAAAUUUAGCUGUCCGAGACAUGCUGUCAAGCGAUCCUUAUGUUGUCUUAACUCUUGGGAAGCAGAAAGCACAAACAGCAGUCGUUAGGAGCAGCUUGAGUCCUGUCUGGAAUGAGGAACUUAUGCUUUCAGUUCCACAAGAUUUUGGCGCAAUAAAACUGCAAGUUUUUGAUUACGACACAUUUUCGGCGGACGAUAUAAUGGGGGAAGCUGAAAUAGAUAUUCAGCCCAUAAUAAGCUCAGCAAUGGCAUUCGGAAAUGCAGAAAUGUUUGGAAACAUGCAGAUUGGAAAAUGGCUGAAAUCACAUGACAAUGCACUAAUAGAUGAUAGUACUGUUAAGAUUGUUGAUGGGAAGGUGAAACAGGCAGUCUCACUCAAACUCCAGAAUGUAGAAUCUGGAGAAUUGGAUUUAGAACUAGAGUGGAUAUCUCUCGAACAAUAG
Molecule: messenger RNA, 984 nt
Organism: Fraxinus pennsylvanica
Lineage: Eukaryota; Viridiplantae; Streptophyta; Magnoliopsida; Lamiales; Oleaceae
Source: the annotation of a GenBank genome assembly